UUUUGAAAGGUUUCCUCUCCAGAAUGUUGUGGAYAAGUGAAACCAGCCAGGUCCGUCUGAAACAAACAACUUAGCUAGUUAGACAGCCCGUAUCAUCACCAGCUAGGACGUACAUUUCUCUAAAGUGCGAUAUUUAGUAUCUGUGAUGUCUGGUCACGGCCAUGGUGGGCACAGCCACGGCUGCUGUGAAGACGAGCACGAGCCAGCGGAACGGGGCCUGGAGUAUGCACUGUAUCAGCGCAUUGACAUCGAGAAACUGCAGUGUCUCAACGAAACAAGAGAAGGCGAUGGGAAACUCGUGUUUAAACCAUGGGAUCAACGGACUGACAGGGAGAAGUUUGUUGAGAGUGAUGCUGAUGAAGAGCUCCUGUUCAACAUCCCGUUCACUGGAAGUGUCAAGCUGAAAGGGAUAAUCAUCGCCGGUGAAGAUGAUGAAUCGCAUCCUGCUGAAAUGAGACUGUACAAGAACAUACCCCAAAUGUCCUUUGAUGACACAGGCAGAGAACCUGAACAAGCCUUCCGUCUCAAUAGAGAUCCACUGGCUCAGCUGGAAUACCCAACUAAGAUUGCCCGUUUCUCCAACGUUAAUCACUUGUCCAUUCACAUAUCACGGAACUUUGGGACAGAGUCCACACGGGUCUACUACAUUGGGCUGAGAGGGGAGUACUCCCAGGCUCACAGACAUGAAGUGACUAUCUGCAACUACGAGGCGUCCGCUAACCCUGCAGACCAUAAAGUCGACAGCAUCAUCCCACAAACAAAUUUCAUCUCCUGAGAGAAAGGAGGGGUGGGAAAGUUGCAUUGACAGAUAUGGGUCAAAAGGAAGUGGUGAUGGAUACUUAGGCCUUGUGGGUGAACUUUGUUAUUGGAGGUCAGGUAUGAGUAAUACUGAAUAUGAGUGUCUAAUCUGGAUUUGCUCAGUUGUUGCACUUAUUGUACCACAAAGAGUGGAGGCUGAAAGAAGUGUCAAUUUUCAUUUGGGUAAUGAAUACAUUUAACGCCACUCACUGGUAACGCUGUGAUAAAGCGUCAAAAGCUUCAGUGCUUUUAUCUAAAAUAUAUCUGGAGACUGUGCCACCUAGUGGUUUGUUGUAAUAUGACAACUUGUCUCAG
Messenger RNA from Salvelinus sp. IW2-2015, 1113 nucleotides. Its product is annotated as PITH (C-terminal proteasome-interacting domain of thioredoxin-like) domain containing 1. Gene Ontology annotation, cellular component: nucleus. The record is from RefSeq and is a predicted model, not a curated record. NCBI's taxonomy places the organism in Eukaryota, Metazoa, Chordata, Actinopteri, Salmoniformes, Salmonidae.